Messenger RNA from Talpa occidentalis (Iberian mole), 3555 nucleotides. RefSeq names its product FANCD2 and FANCI associated nuclease 1 (gene FAN1). The transcript has 14 exons. Gene Ontology annotation, cellular component: nucleus. The record is from RefSeq and is a predicted model, not a curated record. Gene Ontology annotation, molecular function: 5'-flap endonuclease activity; flap-structured DNA binding; 5'-3' exonuclease activity. Gene Ontology annotation, biological process: interstrand cross-link repair. Bases 387 to 3440 code for a protein of 1017 amino acids. NCBI's taxonomy places the organism in Eukaryota, Metazoa, Chordata, Mammalia, Eulipotyphla, Talpidae.
CGCAGGUGCGCGUCCCAGGUGGCGGGCGUUGGGGUCGGGCCGGCAGUGCCCGGGUUCGGUGGCCGAAGCUGCAGCGGGGACUCCUCUGGUUUUUAUGGCCCGCGACUUGGGGACUGUGCGGGCCUCUAAAGCAAGGUGGAGCCCAGAUGGGCAUGGUCUCGCCCAGAGAAAGUUACCAAGGCAGGGGCUUCAAAAACAGGAUUUGAAAUAGUCCAAGUGUCCCCUUUUGAAACGGGAAGAAGAAACUGCCUUAACGAAGAGCAUGAAGUCAAAUAAAACUCCACUUUUAUUUCAAGUCAGGGAGGUAAAAGUAAACCACUGCUCUCUUUCCCCGGUGAUAUCGGGUGUUUUGUUACUUGAAACACCCGGUUUUCCUUAUACACAUCAUGUCAGAAAGGAAACCUGAGAAAAAGAGACCUCGUAGAAGUUUAUCAACUAGCAAGGCUAAAAAAAAUGAAUCUAACUCAAUUAUUUCAUUUUUUAACAAUGCACCCCCUGCAAAACUUGCAUGCCCCAUCUGUAGUAAAAUGGUGCCAAGAUAUGAAUUAAAUCAGCACCUCGAUGAAGUGUGUGCUAACAAUGGUGACAUCGCUCCUGCUGGUUCGGGGCAUACUGGCUUAAAGAAAUCAAAUGUAUCCACAAUGAAUUUAACCAGUGUUACGGUAGAAAAUGUUACCCCAGAGAAAUUGUUAUCACCUAAGACCAAUUUAACCCCUUACCAAAGUGAGUCAACAAAAAUUGGCAUAAAACAGCAGACAAGCCCCUACUUUAAAAGUAAGGAUGAUUUGGUGCACAAAAAUCAAGAUGAACUGUCAUAUCGCAAUGUGAAAGUCAUUCCUUUGGGAAGUCUGUCAUCUAAAUUGUCCAGAAGAUACAUAAAGGCUAAAAGAUCAAUGAAUAAGAAUGAGGAAUUUGUCAAUCAUAGUCCACCGAGUUCCUCAUCCACUGCAGUCAGGAGCCUGGUAGAUAACUGUACAGAGAUUGAGGACAAGGAUCCAGUUUUUGAGAAUAGUUCUCAAAAGGAAAAUAUGUUUACUUGUGAUUUUAAAGAACAGAAUGCUGUGGAAUGCACUCAAAUAGUGGAAGCUGGAAGCUUAAAGGCCCCCCAGGAACGUGGGCAAUCAGCCUUCACUCCCGCCCUUUCAGAUACUGCUACCAUGUUAUAUUCACCAGAUUUAACUCCUGGGAAUAAAUUAAAGUCUGCUUUAGAGAACAGUUUUGCAAAGGAGAAUAUCAAAGUAGAUAGAAAAGGUGUUGAAAAAUACGAGGUAGCAAGUUGUGAAGAGGUAAAGAUGACAGUUGGUUCAGAAGUUACAGGACAGUCAUCACAUCAGGAGACAGGAUCUCCUGGGUCUGCACAUGCUGGUUCUAACUUGACUAGCCUCCAAGAACUUCCUCUGGAAGAUAAUGGUGGCUUCAGGAGUGAAAUCAUUGGCAAGAUUCCUUUGGAGCAAGGAUCAGGCGCUAAUGUUCCCGCUGAAACAAUUCCAGCACGGCCGAGUCAUCCUUACUAUCUUCAGAGUUUCCUCAUGGUGCUGAAAGCCGUGUUUGAGAAUGAAGAUGAUCAGAUGCUCUUUGAUGAAGCUGAGAAGGGAAUUGUAAUGAAAUUUUAUCAGUUAUCAGAUAAUGGUCAAAAGUUAUAUGUACGACUUUUUCAACGUAAAUUCAGCUGGAUUAAGAUAAAUAAAUUGGACUAUGCAGAGAUUGCUUCUGACUUAACACCAGUGAUUGGAGAAUUAAAGCAGGCAGGCUUUCUGCAGACAGAAUCUGAGUUGCAAGAACUCUCUGAAGUGCUUGAACUUCUUUCUGCUCCUGAACUAAAAACCCUGGCAAAGACCUUCCACUUGGUGAAUCCCAAUGGGCAGAAACAGCAGCUGGUGGACACCUUUCUCAAAUUGGCCAGACAGCCUUCAGUUUGUACUUGGAGCAAGAAUCAGCCUGGAAUCAGUGCAGUAAUUUUAAAAAGGGCUAAAGACUUGGCAGGACAGUCACUGAGAGUCUGCAGAGGCCCUCGGGCUGUGUUUUCCCGGAUCUUGCUACUGUUCUCAUUGACUGACUCUCUGGAAGAUGAGGAAGCCGCCUGUGGUGGUCAGGGACAGCUCUCUACUGUGCUGUUGGUCAACCUUGGUCGGAUGGAGUUUCCCAGGUACACCGUCAAUCGGAAAACCCAAAUCUUCCAAGAUAGAGAUGAUCUUAUCAGAUAUGCAGCUGCCUCGCACAUGCUGAAUGAUAUUUCUACUGCAAUGGCUAGUGGGAACUGGAAGGAAGCUAAUGAGCUCUCUCAGUGUGCGAAAAGGGAUUGGAACAAUCUGAAAAACCACCCUUCUCUGAGGUACCACGAGACAUUACCGGUCUUUCUGCGGUGUUUCACGGUCGGGUGGAUUUACACGAGGAUUCUGUCUCGGUCCGUGGAAGUGCUGCAGAGACUCCACCUGUACAAGGAAGCAGUGGAGGAGCUUGAGAACCUUCUGUCCCAGCAAGUGUACUGUCCUGACAGCAGAGGCCGGUGGUGGGACAGGCUGGCUCUGAACUUACACCAGCACCUGAAACGCCUGGAGCCGGCCAUUAAGUGCAUCGCAGCAGGGCUGGCGGAUCCAGAGGUCAGGACGGGGCAUCGCCUUUCGCUCUACCAGAGAGCCGUGCGCCUGAGAGAGUCUCCGAGCUGUCAGAAGUACAGACACCUCUUCCGGCAGCUGCCAGAAAUAACGGUGGAAGAUGUUAAGCAUGUGACCAUCACGGGCCGGCUGUGCCCACAGCGUGGGAUGGGCAAGUCCGUGUUUAUGAUGGAGGCUGGGGGGGCCGCCCCUGCCACCGUCCUGUGCUCUGUGGAGGAGCUGGCUCUGGCCCAUUAUAGAUGUGAAGGCUUCGACCAGGGUAUUCACGGGGAAGGGUCCACCUUUAGCACACUCUGUGGCCUCCUCCUGUGGGACAUCAUCUUCACGGAUGGGAUACCAGAUGUCUUCAGAAACACCUACCAGGCGUUCCCCCUGGACUUGUGUACAGACAGCUUCUUCACAAGCAGGCGGCCAGCCAUCGAGGCCCGGCUGCAGCAGAUCCACAGUGCCCCGGCAGAGAGCCUGAGGGCCUGGGUGGCAGCCACGUGGCAGGCCCAGGAAGGCAAAGUGGCUUCCCUUGUCAGCUGGGAUCGCUUCUCGUCUCUUCAGCAAGCUCAGGAUCUUGUUUCCUGCUUGGGGGGUCCCAUCCUCAGUGGUGUGUGCAGGCGCCUGGCUGUGGAUUUCCGCCAUUGCCGAGGAGGCCUCCCCGACCUGGUUGUGUGGAACUCCCAAAAUCAUCGUUUUAAGCUGGUGGAAGUUAAAGGCCCCAGUGACCGUCUUUCACAGAAGCAAAUGAUCUGGCUGGAUGAGUUGCAGAAGUUAGGGGCUGAAGUAGAAGUCUGCCAUGUCGUUGCAGUUGGAGCGAAGAGCAAAGGUCUUAACUAAGAGCUGUAGAAUUGAGAAUAUCAGUCAUAUAUAUAAGAUUUCAAAAGCAUAAAGUGACCCUGUAUUUAAUUUUGUUACUGGUGGUAAUAAACUUGACGGUUUAACCACUCAUCUU